GAGACCUAUCAGUGACUAGACGAGGGUGACCAAGAGCUUUCCUAUGGUGGCCAGCCAACAGCUGGCCAUGGGCAACGGUUCAAUCAAAGCCCCACGGCCAGAGGACAGAUGCCUGGCCUCCAGCCUCAAGGUGGAGCCUCAGGACAGUCCUGCGUGGGACACGGAGCCCCUGAGGCUCAGGAUAGCCCACCUGGAAGAGGAGCUGGCCCAGAGGGACCAGGAGUUUAAAGCCCAGGAGCUGCAGCUGCAAAGCCUGCAGAGAGAGCUGGAGGCUAAAGUCUCCCAGUUAGAAAAGCUCCAGGAUGCCAUCGGCUAUAACAGCCUGGGCCGCUCCGCUCCGGCUCCCAACCACCACAGCCACCGCCUGCUCAGUGUCAUCAACCAGGGUCCCACCCGCUUCCACAGGGUGGCCGUGGAGGUCCACCGCAGGCUCAAGGCUAAGGAGGGCGUGUCGGCCGAACCCACCUCAGGGCACUUCUGCGGGGGUUUCAGAGCCCACCAUGAGUCCAUAGAGAGGGCCCGUGUCCGCAAGGACUCCAGCACCAAGAAGCUAAUCAAUGAUGCUAUCAUGAACAAUGACUUCCUGAAGAAGCUGGAUCCCCAGCACAUGAGGGAGAUGGUAGACUGCAUGUAUGAGAGGAUCUACACUGAUGGCCAACUGGUCAUCCAGGAGGGAGAACCAGGGAACUACCUAUAUGUGCUGAUGGCCUGCUAG
Coregonus clupeaformis (lake whitefish) is the source of this 715-nucleotide messenger RNA. RefSeq names its product cGMP-dependent protein kinase 2-like. The record is from RefSeq and is a predicted model, not a curated record. NCBI's taxonomy places the organism in Eukaryota, Metazoa, Chordata, Actinopteri, Salmoniformes, Salmonidae. The coding region runs from base 44 to 715 and encodes 223 amino acids. The transcript has 3 exons.